AUGGAGCUUAAAGCCCAAAUUAUACCGUCAGCCAGGACAGGAGCUACCUGCUGGUUUGCCCCAAGGGUAGAAGGGGGUAGGCUCUUGGCACCGCCUGGGAACAGAGCUGUAAUAGUAUCCUGGCAGCUUCCUUGGUGCAGACAAAUUAUACAACUGUAUGGCUUUUAUGAUGAAUGUCUGUGGAAAUAUGGCAAUGCCAAUGUCUGGAAGUAUUUCACAGAUCUGUUUGAUUAUCUUCUGCUUACAGCUCUAGUAGAUGGCCACAUAUUCUGUCUCCACGGUGGCCUCUCUCCAUCCAUAGAUACACUGGAUCAUAUCAGGGCUCUGGACCGCCUGCAGGAAGUUCCACAUGAGGGUCCAAUGUGUGAUCUGUUGUGGUCGGAUCCAGAUGAUCGUGGCGGCUGGGGUAUAUCUCCACGUGGUGCCGGCUACACAUUUGGGCAAGACAUUUCUGAAACAUUUAACCAUGCCAAUGGUCUUACACUGGUUUCCCGUGCUCACCAACUUGUCAUGGAGGGUUACAACUGGUGCCACGACCGAAAUGUGGUGACCAUUUUCAGUGCGCCCAAUUACUGCUACCGCUGUGGGAACCAGGCUGCUAUCAUGGAACUAGAUGACACUUUAAAAUAUUCCUUCCUUCAGUUUGACCCAACACCUCGUCGUGGAGAGCCUCAUGUCACCCGUCGUACCCCAGACUACUUCCUAUAAACCUCUCAUAACUUUUUAGAAGGAAGUAUGCCUGGUGUUUUAAAGAGCAACAAUAUUUACUUGUUUCUGUCAGAAAUCGGGGUUCGUCUCUACUUAUAAUCCCCUUCAUGGACCAAAAUGUGCCAUACUGAGGACAAAGAGCGUUCAGCACAACUUGAGACUG
Messenger RNA from Lagopus leucura (white-tailed ptarmigan), 871 nucleotides. RefSeq names its product serine/threonine-protein phosphatase 2A catalytic subunit beta isoform-like. NCBI's taxonomy places the organism in Eukaryota, Metazoa, Chordata, Aves, Galliformes, Phasianidae. Gene Ontology annotation, cellular component: cytosol. The record is from RefSeq and is a predicted model, not a curated record. The transcript has a single exon. Bases 1 to 708 code for a protein of 235 amino acids. Gene Ontology annotation, biological process: peptidyl-serine dephosphorylation; mitotic cell cycle. Gene Ontology annotation, molecular function: protein serine/threonine phosphatase activity.